This is a messenger RNA of Culicoides brevitarsis, 2472 nucleotides long. RefSeq names its product vesicular glutamate transporter 1 (gene VGlut). Gene Ontology annotation, biological process: synaptic transmission, glutamatergic; monoatomic anion transport; regulation of synapse structure or activity. The transcript has 9 exons. The record is from RefSeq and is a predicted model, not a curated record. Gene Ontology annotation, cellular component: excitatory synapse; synaptic vesicle membrane. Gene Ontology annotation, molecular function: neurotransmitter transmembrane transporter activity; L-glutamate transmembrane transporter activity. NCBI's taxonomy places the organism in Eukaryota, Metazoa, Arthropoda, Insecta, Diptera, Ceratopogonidae. Bases 605 to 2377 code for a protein of 590 amino acids.
CGUUACAGUAGUCGGCGCGCACUCUACUUAAAUCGCUCCAAACUCCAAAGCAAAGGCAGGAAAGGAAACAGAAAAUUGUCAGUUUUGUGUAAAUUUUGCUACAUUUUGUUGUUGUUGUUGUUUUUGUGCAGAGGAGAGAGUGUGAGUUGUGUGGCUUGUGCAUGCCUCCAAAGCACUCUCUUGCCCACCUAACAUAAUUCAUUAUUUUUAUUUUUUUUUGACGAUUACGCAACUGAAAAAAAUUGAGAGAACGGACGAAAGGAUUUGACGAUCAACGUAAAAAACUUCUGAAAUAAUAAUUAAAAACUACAACAUUAGAAAAAAAUUAAAAAAUGUAAAUUAUUUAAAAAAAUAACUUAAUUAAUCAACCUAGAAGUGGAAAAAUUAAUGUAGAAAGAAUAACGUGGAAAAUAAAUGUGCUUUGAAAAUAAAAUUAAAUAAAUGGAAAAAAAAAGUUAAAUAAUUUAUCUAGUUGUUAACUUCUAAGAAAGUUGGAGAUAAAAAGUGGAAAAUCGUUGUUAGUGUUAAAAUAAUAAAUUUAUUUAUUAAAAUUAAUAAAAAUAAAGAAAUAUUUAGGAAGAAAAUUUAAAUCAAAACGAGAAAAAUGCCGUCAUUUGAUGUUUUAAAAGAAAAGGCGUCUGGCGUGUUUGCUGGAAUUGGCCAGUUUGAGAAGUUCAAAGUCGCUCAACCACAUGGCGGUUACGAUCAAAUGGAUGGCGGCGAUGGUUUUAAGCCGACACUGAACGACGCUCCGGACUCGCCGUGCUCGUUUGAGGAGCUGGAACGACCUCCGCUGCGGCACGUCGACAAAUACGUGAAGGCACAAUGCCCGUGCUUGAACACGAUACGAUACACAGUUGCCUUGAUGGCCUGUUUGGGGUUUAUUGUAUCGUUUGGCAUGCGAUGUAACAUGGGAAUGGCAAAGUUACAAUUUGAAAAUAAGACAGAUGGUUACAAUUGGUCAGUGGCGACAGAAAGUGCCAUCGAUUCGUCCUUCUUUUGGGGAUAUUUAGUGACGCAAGUGCCCGGUGGCUUUUUGGCGUCAAUGUAUCCGGCAAAUCGGAUAUUUGGCACGGCGAUUGCGACAUCGGCCUUCCUGAAUUUGCUCGUGCCCGGGGCAAUUAUGCUUCAUCCAACUUUUGUGAUAUUAGUGAGAGUGCUGCAAGGAUUAGUUGAGGGCGUCACAUAUCCCGCUUGCCACGGAAUUUGGCGAUUUUGGUCUCCGCCGAUGGAACGUUCGCGACUUGCGACGAUGGCGUUCAGUGGUUCUUAUGCUGGCGUCGUCAUCGGGAUGCCCAUGUCUGGCUUUUUGUCGGGCAUGGUGGGUUGGCAGGCGCCUUUUUACUUCUACGGCGUCUGUGGCGUCAUCUGGUACGCUGCUUGGUUAUGGCUGACGUUCGAAAAGCCACGCGAUCAUCCGGCAAUUACGAUCCAAGAGCUGAAAUACAUCGAAAAAUCGUUGGGUGAAAGUGUCCAAAUUGCGAUGCCAACAAUCGCAACGACGCCCUUCCGGGAGAUUUUCCGAUCGUUGCCCGUUUACGCCAUUAUUGUGGCGAAUUUUUGUCGUUCCUGGAACUUUUACAUGUUAGUGUUGUAUCAAAGUGCGUAUCUGAAUCGGUCGUUUGACUACAAAAUCGAAGAAGCGGGACUUGUGGGUGCUUUGCCGCACAUUAUUAUGACGAUAAUUGUGCCAUUCGGCGGCAUGUUGGCGGAUUAUUUGCGAAAAAAUAAUAUUUUAUCGACGACAAUGGUGCGAAAAAUCUUCAACUGCGGCGGAUUCGGCCUCGAAGGCUUCUUCUUUUUAGUUGUAGCGCAUGCCUCGACUUCGGGAACAGCUGUCACUGCCCUCACACUCGGUGUUGCCUUCAGCGGUUUCGCUAUUUCUGGCUACAACGUCAAUCAUUUGGACAUUGCUCCGCGUUACGCCAGUAUCCUCAUGGGUCUUUCAAAUGGCAUCGGGACCAUUGCCGGCAUCAUAUGUCCCAUCGUAAUUGAUCACAUAACGAAAAAUCAGCCGAAGGAAUGCUGGCACACAGUUUUCAUGAUGGCUGCCAUUGUUCACUUGUGCGGAUGUACUUUCUAUGCGGUUUUCGCGUCUGGAGAAUUGCAACCGUGGGCUGAACCGACGACGGAAGAGCAGGAAAGUUGGAACCGAACUGCGAGCAUGAAGAAACCCAUGUCACCCAAAAUUCAAGAGACUGCAUUUGACGGCAAUCAAUUCACCCAGAUCAACAACGCUCCAGCAGCGAGUUACGGCGCCACAGAACACGUGAGCAACAAUCCCUUCGUGAAUCCCGCCACAAUUGUCGAGGAGCCCGUUCAACCUUAUGCGACCGAUAGUUACAUGCAUGGAUCAGCGCAAGACAGAACGUAUUAAAAAAAUCACGGGUAAGCGAAAUUUCUUCCUAAAAAAAUAAAAAAUAUAUAAAAAUGCGUUAAUUAUGUUGAAAAUUUAGACAAAAAAAAUAUAUC